Lutra lutra (Eurasian river otter) is the source of this 670-nucleotide messenger RNA. RefSeq names its product negative elongation factor D-like. Gene Ontology annotation, biological process: negative regulation of transcription elongation by RNA polymerase II. The coding region runs from base 14 to 289 and encodes 91 amino acids. Gene Ontology annotation, molecular function: RNA binding. The transcript has a single exon. Gene Ontology annotation, cellular component: NELF complex; nucleus. The record is from RefSeq and is a predicted model, not a curated record. NCBI's taxonomy places the organism in Eukaryota, Metazoa, Chordata, Mammalia, Carnivora, Mustelidae.
CCUGUUGGACAGGAUGGUUCACCUGCUGAGUCGAGGUUAUGUACUUCCUGUUGUCAGUUACAUCCGGAAGUGCCUGGAGAAGCUGGACACUGACAUCUCGCUCAUUCGCUACUUUGUAACUGAGGUGCUGGAUGUCAUCGCUCCUCCGUACACCUCUGACUUUGUGCAGCUUUUCCUCCCCAUCUUGGAAAACGACAGCAUUGCCGGGACCAUUAAAACGGAAGGUGAACAUGACCCGGUGACAGAAUUCAUAGCUCACUGCAAGUCCAACUUCAUCCUCGUGAACUAAUUUUGACUGUCGUCCCGAACUGACCCAGAAUGUUCCGGGAGCCCAGCGGCGGGAAAGCUCUUCCAGAAGCUCUUGCUGAAGAGGCCAGUCCACAUCGUGGGACUGGGCUGUGGAGGGAGGAGCUGGGUGUUCAUACGGUGGCUAGUGCAGAUGGCUCCCCUGAGUCGGAGCUGCCCCCGCGCCCCGCUGACCGCGUUCCUUGCCCCCAGCACAGGAGCUGGGUCCCUCCUGCGGUGGCGGGAAGCUCAGAACCUGAGAUAUGUAGAGGAACCACCUUCCCUGGUGACUCUUCUCACAAGAACUCAGUUAAUUGAUCUUUUAUUGUCAUUGUCUUAAUUUUCCAAGAAUAAAUUUAAAAAGCCUUUCUCUGGAAAAAAAAAA